Molecule: messenger RNA, 768 nt
Organism: Sporothrix brasiliensis 5110
Lineage: Eukaryota; Fungi; Ascomycota; Sordariomycetes; Ophiostomatales; Ophiostomataceae
Exons: 2
Coding region: 1-768 (255 amino acids)
Biological process (GO): cristae formation
Cellular component (GO): MICOS complex; mitochondrial crista junction
Source: RefSeq, a predicted model, not a curated record
AUGGGCUUCACCACAGGAUUUACCGGCGGCGUAACGCUCACGCUCUCGGUGGCCUAUCUCACGGUUCUCGCGCACCAGCGCAACCGCCAGCGGCAGUGCGACGUCCUGCGCGCCAACACGACCGUCCUGCGCGCGCUCGCGCUCGCCGACCCCAUUACGGCCGCGCGCCUCGCCACGCCCCAUGCCGCCGAGACGCCGGCCGAUCUCUCGGCAGCCGCCGCCGCACAAGAAUUCUACUACCCGUCCAAGGCGGACACGCCGCGGCAGCCACGGUCGUCGUUUGUCGAGGAGCUGAAGACGCGGUGGAACGCGGAGAUUGAAGGCGCCGUGCGCAAGGUGCAGACGACCGACUGGGUGGAAGUGCGCGAGAACGCCGAGGGCCGGCUGGGCCAGAUCUGGCGGCAGACGUUUGGCGGCGAGGAGGCCGCCGCCACGGCGGCCGCCGCGACAGCCGCGGUCAAGGAACGGGCGGUGGCCGUCACAGAAAGCGUCAAGGCCGAGGCCAAGGACAUCCAGGCCGCCGCCAUUGCGCAGGCCAACGAGGCGGCCGCGGUGGCCAAGAAGGCGGCCAGCCGCGCGGUCGACAAGGGCCGCGAGGUACUGGCCGCCGAGACGAGCAAGGCCCAGACGGCCGCGGCCCAGGCUGCGGGCCAGCUGUCGGAGGUGGAGCUGGCGCUGCAGCAGCGCUACACCGGCGCGGCCGAGGAUGUGCGAAUGAAGAAAAGCGUGGGCGAGCUGCUCGACGAGCGCUACAAGCAGACGGCAUGA